This is a messenger RNA of Paraphaeosphaeria sporulosa, 1126 nucleotides long. RefSeq lists its product as uncharacterized. Bases 302 to 955 code for a protein of 217 amino acids. The transcript has a single exon. The record is from RefSeq and is a predicted model, not a curated record. Lineage: Eukaryota; Fungi; Ascomycota; Dothideomycetes; Pleosporales; Didymosphaeriaceae.
GCUGCGUCUACUCGAGGGUGAACAGUGAGUCGCAGGAGAGCGGCGGGCAGCUGAGGACACGGCGGGAGGCACACGGCGAUGCCAUGUAGCUUCACGUCAUGUCCCGCACGCUGCCAACCCGGCCCCGCGGCGCGACAACCCCACUCUUGCCUGCCGUCGACGCCGCGCCCAGCUCGGGCCGCCGAAGAGUGGGCGCGUCCGACCUUGCCAGUUCCUGAACGCCUCGUGCUCUGGUCCCUUGGCUCCCACUGUUGGCGGCCUCGUGCUUGUCCGGCACGGCUGCGCUGUCCGCAUCCUAUCCAUGUUGCAACUAGGCCGCCGUCGAAGCAUGCUGCACGUACCCCGGCGUGCCUUCUUGCUGCACACAGCCUCUUGCGAACCGUCCAUCAACUUUCUGCAAAUAACCCCUGAUCCGCCAAUCAUCUCUACCACCCUCUGUCUGAGGAUGCAAACUCGUAAUCUCGAGCGAAAAGAGCUGUCCAGGCGAGGAAUUGGCAUAUCGCGGCUAAAUGCACAACGGGACUACGUCGCAGCCCGCGGCGUGGCCGCACCACAUAGGCUCACUCCAUCGGCACCUCGGUGGCUUGUGUGCUCCCCAAGCUACCAAAGGUGCGCCAUCACCUUACCACCGGUGCCAGUCCCCGGUGAGGCUUUUCGGGUGACUGGUACAGCUCGAACGCUUUGGUUACACGCGAGAUGCCACAGCUUUCGUAUACUCGAUCAGCACUGCCGCAUCUUGUUCAGUCGUUCGAUAUUCGAGCGGGUUGGGCCACGUGUGCGCGAGCGAAGUUCGGCUCCAGCAAACCCUGCCGAUUGCUCCUGCGAAUGUGAGAAAUGCAAGGUGAAUCUUGAGGAGGUGGCACAGGCUGUGCGUCAUUGUAAUUGGGGUUUUCCUGCGGCCUUGUCGUGGGCAUACGGCUUGAUCACUAUUGUACCAACACGGAUUUAUGUAUAGCGGCUAGCAUCGUCUCAUUCCCAUCCAGCACAGAUGCGGCAUCAUGCUGCUCGCCGUCACCUACUGACCAGGGCAGACUUCCCGGUUCAUGGGAGGUUUGCAUGGUCUCGAUGACUAGCAUAUGUCCUUGCGCCAUUGUGAGGUCCGUCAAAUGGCCAACAGCUGCAGCUA